UUGUACCACAAAGACGACUCUCGUGUUUUUAAUGGUCAAUCUGUCAUAACAUUAAUUUAUGUAAAGAUUGAGCUGCUGGUUGCCCGGUUGAGAGGUUAAUGCAGUUUGACAUAUAGAAAAAAGGGGAGGUGGAGCAGCAGAGAAAGCAAUGGAAGAUUCAGGGAGAAGAGGGAAUAAUAAUAAUAAUACAACGAAGAAGAAGAUGGUGAAACAGCUGACUGGUAAAAGAGGGGACACCCAACUCCACUCAGCAGCCAGAGCUGGGAAUCUUGGAGAGGUUUUGGGGAUGAUCAGUGGGUGUGAAGAGGGAGGGGAGAGAGAUGAGGUUUUGUCCAGGCAAAACCAGUCUGGAGAAACAGCCCUUUAUAUUGCUGCAGAGUAUGGGUAUGUGGAUUUGGUGAAGGAGAUGAUCAAACACUAUGUUCUUCGAUCUGCAGGUCUCAAAGCCAGAAAUGGGUUUGAUGCCUUUCAUGUUGCUGCCAAGCAAGGAGAUGUUGAAAUGAUGAGGGUCCUUUUGGAGGCAUUUCCUCAACUGUCAGUGACAUUUGAUCAAUCAAACACCACAGCCUUGCUCACUGCAGCUGCACAAGGCCACAUCGAGGCUGUCGAUUUUCUACUGGAGACGAACAACAGCUUAGCCGCCAUACCGAGAAACAAUGGGAAGACAGCGCUGCACGCUUCUGCAAGAAACGGGCACGUUGAAGUGGUGAAAGCCCUUUUGAGCAAAGAGCACAGGAUUGCGACGUGGAGUGACAAAAAGGGGCAGACGGCUCUUCACAUGGCUGUCAAGGGGCAGAGUGUCGAAGUGGUUAACGAACUUGUUAUGUCGGAGGCGUCUUUGGCUACAAUGGUUGACGCUAAGGGCAACACUGCAUUGCAUAUUGCAGCUCGGAAAGGCCGCUUGGAGAUUGUUAAAGCUCUGCUAAAACACAAAGAAAUCAGAGGGGAAGCCAUUAAUAAAUCUGGUGAGACUGCACUUGACACUGCUGAGAAAAAUGGACAGUCUGAGAUUGCAGCAUUGCUAAAGGAGCAUGGAUUCCAGACUGCAUCGGUGCCAAAGCGUUCGGCCAAGGAGCUGAAACAAACCGUUAGCGACAUAAAACACGACGUCCACGACCAGCUGGUGCACACACGCCAAACGCAGAGGCGUGUGCACAAGAUAGCCAAGCGGCUCAACAAAAUGCACUCGGAAGGGCUUAACAACGCGAUAAACUCCACCACAGUAGUUGCGGUCCUCAUAGCCACGGUUGCCUUUGCUGCCAUAUACAAUCUCCCGGGGCAGUAUGCCGAUGAUCCCAAGACUAAUCCCCCUGCACUCUCCCCCGGAGAGGCGAGAAUCGCCCCACAACCCCCCUUCACGGUCUUCUUCAUAUUCGACUCUCUGGCACUCUUCAUAUCGCUGGCAGUCGUGGUGGUCCAGACAUCAGUAGUCGUGGUUGAAAGAAAAGCAAAGAAGCAAAUGAUGGCAGUUAUCAACAAGCUAAUGUGGCUCGCCUGUGCAUUCGUGUCGGUGGCUUUUCUAGCACUGUCCUAUAUCGUUGUAGGAGAAGAGCAGAAGUGGCUGGCGAUUGGGGUAACCGUAACGGGAACUUUUAUCAUGGUUGCAACGCUGGGAACACUCUGCUAUUGGGUGAUUAUGCACCGAAUCGAGGCUUCGAACUUGAGGAAUCUCAGCAAGUCAGCCAGGAGUAGCAUGUCUCAAUCAUGGUCUGUGUCUGUUAUGUCAGAUCCAGAGGUUCCUGAUGAUGAGUUCAAGAAACUCUAUGCCAUUUGAGUUUUGAUCAGUUGGGAAAAGACGAAUCUCGUCUUGUGAUAUUAGCGGGGAGUCAAACUUAGAACCUUGUGGUUAUUGGGCAACCAAUUAACCUGACAAACUUGACUAGAUUACAACAUUUUGUCAAGAAGGGCACAGGCCCCAUAGAAGUAAUUGCAGAAUAUUUAGCCUUUAUAUAUAGGUAUAAGAUACAUGAAAGGGAAUAUAGAACACGCUUUUCUUGUUUGAAUUAAAGGAGUAGUCUCAAUUAA
Molecule: messenger RNA, 2025 nt
Organism: Ipomoea nil (Japanese morning glory)
Lineage: Eukaryota; Viridiplantae; Streptophyta; Magnoliopsida; Solanales; Convolvulaceae
Product: ankyrin repeat-containing protein At5g02620-like
Exons: 3
Coding region: 149-1774 (541 amino acids)
Cellular component (GO): plasma membrane
Molecular function (GO): protein phosphatase regulator activity; protein phosphatase 1 binding
Source: RefSeq, a predicted model, not a curated record